AUGCCCACUUCCAUACAUCACUUCAUUGUUUUCUACUUCCUAGUCUCCAUCUCCCUCACAGAUGGGACAGAACUGAUAAUGGUAAACAAUUGCAAAGAGAGUGUGUGGCCAGGAAUUCUUGGCACUGGAGAAAACCCUUCUCCUAAAGAUGGGGGGUUUCACCUUGCUAGUGGGGAGGAGGUCAAUCUCCAAGUCCCUGAGGGGUGGUCAGGGAGAAUAUGGGGUAGACAAGGCUGUUACUUUGAUGAACAAACAAACAAAGGGUCUUGUGAAACAGGUGAUUGUGGAGGCCUUUUGCAAUGCAAGGGCAUUAGUGGAGUCCCUCCUACAACCCUUGUAGAAAUGACCCUUGGAACCCCUCAGUCACCGUUGCAUUUCUAUGAUGUUAGUUUGGUUGAUGGGUUUAACCUUCCCGUGUCCAUGAAGCCUGUGGGUGGUGGUGGUGCUUGUGGUGUUGCAUCAUGUGAGGCUGAUUUGAAUGUUUAUUGUCCGUCUGCAUUGGUUGUGGAGAGGAAUAAGAAGGUUGUGGGUUGUAAAAGUGCUUGUUUGGCUGCAAAAUCAGAUAGGAAUUGUUGCACUGGUGAGUUUGCUAACGCCAAAAGUUGCAAGCCAAGUGUGUUUGCUCGUCUUUUCAAGACCAUUUGCCCUCAUGCUUAUAGCUAUGCUUAUGAUGGUUCACAAGUUCUUAAGACUUGCAUGGCACCCCGCUAUGUCAUUACUUUUUGCCCUCCACAUUGA
Messenger RNA from Abrus precatorius (Indian licorice), 738 nucleotides. Its product is annotated as thaumatin-like protein. Gene Ontology annotation, cellular component: extracellular region. Lineage: Eukaryota; Viridiplantae; Streptophyta; Magnoliopsida; Fabales; Fabaceae. The record is from RefSeq and is a predicted model, not a curated record. Gene Ontology annotation, biological process: defense response. The coding region runs from base 1 to 738 and encodes 245 amino acids. The transcript has 2 exons.